Serpula lacrymans var. lacrymans S7.9 is the source of this 1511-nucleotide messenger RNA. RefSeq lists its product as uncharacterized. The coding region runs from base 17 to 1234 and encodes 405 amino acids. The transcript is spliced from 5 exons. The record is from RefSeq and is a predicted model, not a curated record. NCBI's taxonomy places the organism in Eukaryota, Fungi, Basidiomycota, Agaricomycetes, Boletales, Serpulaceae.
AGUGGAUGAUGACGUGAUGAUAAUUGACGAUCCACAGGCGUCGGUGAAGAGUCUGGUGGCGGAUGUCGAGGCUAUGAAUGUGGGUGAUGUCGAUGCACCUUCGGAAUUAAAGAGAGGGAAAAAGAGAAAGCAAAUGGCAUAUGUACUUGUUCCUUCUGCUCCUUCAUGGGUGACGCAAGCUAUCAAGAAAAGAAAAAAACAACAUGCUUCGAGACAAAUGCUUAGUGAUCAAGCUUUGAACGACGAAGAUUCUUAUGCUCCUCUUGAAAAAUAUGUGAUGGAUCAAGCGUUGUCUAAAAUAUCAGAGAACCCUUGCCGGUGGCAAAACUGUAAUGCUAUACUGAACAGUGGUGAAAAAUUGGGUGUACAUCUUUUAUUACAUACAAAAGACAUAGAUAAAAAGAGUCCUUUUCUCUGCCGUUGGCAAGAUUGCGGGAUGAAGUUUUCUUCGUUAUUGAAACUUCGAACACACGUUGAGAAACAUCCCAAGUCUUCUUUACCUUGUUCGAUAUUAGGCUGUCUUCAGCACUUUACGACGCCCAUUGAUGUUAUGCAACACGAAGUCUUGCAUCAAGCCCCAGGUUCAGACGUAGCGAUUCCUGUAAAAUCAACUACGCAGCCCUACACUCCAAGAUUGCCUUCAUCGCUUGGACCGAUUCCCGAAAUUCUCCCAUCUUAUAGAGUAGAACCACGACAUGUGCGACAAGCUAUUAUUUCAGCCCAGCGCCAUGCCGUACUCGGGCCAUGGGUACUGCGAAACAUAUUUGGCCCAGUGGAAUUAGGCAUGAAAAAACCAAAUGCCGCAGUUCCUCUCCGUUACUACUCUCGACCUUCUGGUGUUCCAGAAGACGUACCGCAGCCAAUGCAAGACGAUUAUGAUUUCCUGAUUCCGUUGUCUUCUGGGGUACCGAAAUCACUGGUACUAGACGAUCUGCCGUCGGCGCCGAUAUCGCAAAUGAUUCAGGCUGGCCUUGUUUUUUUCGACACAGCAAAAAUCACAAAUAAGACAGGACCAGUGCCAGACGCGGCAGGAGGAGCUGUGACACACUAUACCGCAUCUUCCAAUGCAUCAGAUGCAGCUUUACAUCACGAUGGACAGCCAGGAUCUUUGGUGGUGGACAGACAAGAAUUCUCAUCUAUAUCUGUUGGACCUGUUGAUGAGGUUGCUGAAGCUGAUUGGCCGAAACACAAGAAUUCUGGCGAGGAAGAAGCUGUGGAAAAGAUGCUGCUGUGAAUCACGGCGUGCACUGUUACCCACGCACACGGGUCAUCAUAUAUGCAUCAUACAUGUAGCAUUGUCGUGGAAAGGUUGUUUUUGUACUUUUCUUCACAAGUGGGGGUCACGUUCUCGUAUUCUCGCAGAACUACAUAGAUCAAAUGGAGUGGGAGGCCAUUCUAGCUCACCUAGAUACAGAGAAAUUAGAUGACGGUGAUGAUCGCAAUGCUGUACUUAAAAAAGGAAUAUUUUGAUGCCAACUGAGGAAGCAAUAAAAUUGGCGAGUUUGAAUCAG